CGAAAAUACCUCUUUGUGGUGAGAGGACUUAUGACUUUUUCGUGGUUUUUCCAAAGCGUCACACUGCAAAGAGUUGUUGUUGCGCGCGGGUGGACGACGAGAAAAAAUUGAAGACGCGGAUGAAAACAACGGUGGAUUUUCACCCAACGCUCGUGAUUUUCGACCGCUUUUGAGUGAAGAAGAGAAACAAACCGCCUGUUUUUUAACUGCAUGCCUGCGUGCGGCUGUGUGUGUGUGCGCGCGUGUACGUGUUCGUAGUUUAGACGCGCUGCUCGCCGCGAUUUCUGUUGUUUUGUGUGGCCCCUGUAACAGUAAAUACUCUGAAAAAUGUGGGCGAAACGUGUGCGAUAAAUAAAAGCCCGAGAUAGCGAAAGAAGAAAGAGUGUCCGACUUGGAGUCUGCUAAACAGGCGCUGUCGAUGUCCGCCAGUUAGCCAAGUUCAGAGACAUCCUACGAUCAAAACGAGCUAACGUUGCAAUAAAAAAACGCCCCCUCCUUUCCCUCCCCCACAACUAAUCGAAAAGCCGGCAAGACGACGUCCAAGAAGAAGCAGUCACAGCCGACGCGGCCGAAGACGAGCAGCAUGUUCAAGUGCAUUCCCAUCUUCAAGGGCUGCAAUCGGCAGGUGGAGUUCGUGGACAAGCGCCACUGCUCCCUGCCGCAGGUCCCCGAGGAGAUCCUCCGGUACUCGCGGACUCUGGAGGAGCUCUUCCUGGACGCCAACCACAUCCGGGACUUGCCCAAGAAUUUCUUCAGAUUGCAUCGCCUGAGAAAGCUGGGACUGAGUGACAAUGAAAUUGGCCGCCUGCCGCCGGAUAUACAAAACUUUGAAAAUCUCGUCGAGCUCGACGUUUCACGCAAUGAUAUACCCGACAUUCCCGACGAUAUCAAGCAUCUGCAGAGCCUGCAGGUGGCCGAUUUCAGUUCGAACCCGAUACCCAAGUUGCCCUCGGGCUUCUCCCAGCUGAAGAACCUGACCGUCCUGGGCCUCAACGACAUGUCGCUCACCACAUUGCCAGCGGAUUUUGGCAGCCUGACUCAAUUGGAAUCCCUGGAGCUUCGCGAGAAUCUGCUCAAGCACCUGCCCGAGACAAUAAGCCAGCUGACGAAGCUGAAGCGUCUGGAUCUGGGCGACAACGAAAUCGAGGAUCUACCACCCUAUCUGGGAUAUCUGCCGGGUCUGCACGAGCUUUGGCUGGAUCACAAUCAGCUGCAGCGUUUGCCGCCGGAGCUGGGACUUCUAACCAAACUGACCUACCUCGAUGUCUCCGAAAAUCGACUGGAGGAGCUGCCCAACGAGAUCAGCGGACUGGUCAGCCUGACGGACCUCGAUCUGGCCCAGAAUCUGCUCGAGGCCCUGCCCGAUGGCAUUGCCAAGUUGAGCAGACUGACCAUUUUGAAAUUGGAUCAGAAUCGAUUGCAGCGGUUGAACGAUACUCUCGGAAAUUGCGAAAACAUGCAGGAGCUGAUACUCACCGAGAACUUUCUCUCCGAGCUGCCCGCCUCCAUUGGCCAGAUGACCAAGUUAAGCAAUCUGAACGUGGAUCGCAAUGCCCUGGAGUACCUGCCCCUGGAGAUUGGUCAGUGUGCCAAUCUGGGCGUGCUGAGUCUGCGGGACAACAAGCUGAAGAGGCUGCCACCGGAGUUGGGCAACUGCACCGUGCUGCAUGUGCUCGAUGUGAGCGGUAAUCAGUUGCUGUAUCUGCCCUACUCGCUGGUCAAUCUGCAGCUGAAGGCCGUCUGGCUGUCCGAGAAUCAGUCACAGCCGCUGCUCACCUUUCAGCCGGACACGGAUGUGGAGACGGGCGAACAGGUGUUGUCGUGCUAUCUGCUGCCCCAGCAGGAAUACCAGCCAAUUACCCCAGCCCGUGACCUGGAAUCCGAUUCGGAGCCGUUCGAGGAGCGCGAACCAUCGCGCACCGUGGUCAAGUUCUCGGAGGAGGCCACCCAAGAGAAGGACACGCCCUUCGUGCGCCAGAACACGCCGCAUCCCAAGGAUCUCAAGGCCAAGGCGCAGAAGCUGAAGGUGGAGCGCAGUCGGAACGAGGAGCACGCCAAUCUGGUCACCCUUCCGGAGGAGAACGGCACCAAGUUAGCCGAGACCCCAACUGAGACCCGAACCAUUGCAAACAAUCACCAACAGCAGACACUCCCAGUGCAGCAACCAAUCGUUGGUGUAAAUUCCAAGCAACCAGUGGUUGUGGGUGUAGUCACUCCAACCACGACGAUAGUCGCCCCAGCCGGCGUACAGGGUGGCUCAGAGGGAGCCAGCUCCACCGCCAACAAUGUGAAGGCGGCAACAGCAGCUGUGGUGGCUGAACUAGCAGCCACUGUUGGUGGUGGUGAUGAGGUCCAGGAUGACGACGAGCAGGAGGAUGAGUUUGAAUCCGAUCGCCGUGUGGGCUUUCAAGUGGAGGGCGAAGAUGAUGACUUCUACAAGAGGCCACCCAAACUACACAGAAGGGACACUCCGCAUCACCUAAAGAACAAGCGUGUCCAGCAUUUAACCGACAAGCAGGCCAGUGAAAUCUUGGCCAAUGCCCUAGCCUCCCAGGAGCGGAACGAUACCACACCGCAGCACUCGCUGUCCGGCAAAGUGACAUCACCAAUUGAGGAGGAGGAGCAGCUGGAGGUGGAGCAGGAGCAGCAACAGCAGCAGCAUCCCUUCGACUCCUCGCUCUCGCCCAUUCCGGCUGGCAAAGCAGCAGAGGCUAGCACCGACCCAGACAACUUGGAUGGCGUUACGGAGCUGCGUUUGGAGCAGUACGAAAUCCACAUCGAGCGCACCGCCGCCGGAUUGGGUCUGAGCAUUGCCGGUGGCAAGGGCUCAACGCCCUUCAAGGGAGACGACGAUGGCAUCUUCAUAUCAAGGGUCACCGAAGCGGGACCCGCUGAUCUGGCUGGCCUCAAAGUGGGCGACAAGGUGAUCAAGGUCAACGGCAUUGUUGUCGUGGAUGCGGAUCACUACCAGGCGGUGCAGGUGCUAAAGGCCUGCGGUGCCGUGCUUGUUCUGGUAGUACAGCGUGAGGUGACUCGCUUGAUUGGACACCCCGUGUUCAGCGAGGAUGGCAGUGUGUCCCAAAUCUCGGUGGAGACGCGACCACUGGUGGCGGAUGCCCCUCAAGCUGCAUCCAUUAGCCACGAGCGUUACAUCCCGGCACCCAUCGAAAUUGUGCCCCAACAGCAGCACCCACAGCAACAGCAGCCCAUUCAGCAGGUGGCUCCAACGCAUAGCUAUUCGGGCAACGUUUUUGCCACACCCACUGCCGCACAAUCGGUGCAGGCUGCGGCAUCUGCAGCGCCCAACGGAUUGCUACUGAAUGGCAGGGAGGCGCCACUGAGCUACAUCCAGCUGCACACAACGCUCAUCCGCGAUCAGAUUGGCCAAGGACUGGGCUUCAGCAUUGCGGGCGGAAAGGGGUCGCCGCCGUUCAAGGACGACUGCGAUGGCAUUUUCAUAUCCCGCAUCACGGAGGGCGGACUAGCGCACCGUGAUGGAAAAAUUAUGGUGGGCGACCGGGUGAUGGCGAUUAACGGCAACGAUAUGACUGAAGCCCAUCAUGACGCAGCCGUCGCCUGUUUGACUGAACCGCAGCGAUUUGUGCGUUUGGUGUUGCAACGCGAGUACAGAGGUCCACUCGAACCGCCGACGAGUCCGCGCAGUCCGGCAGUGCUCAACUCUUUGAGCCCAUCCGGAUAUCUGGCCAACCGACCGGCUAAUUUCAGCCGAUCGGUGGGGGAAGUUGAGCAGCCGUACAAGUACAACACCCUGGCUACGACCACGCCCACACCGAAGCCCACUGUGCCAGCGAGUAUAAGCAACAAUAAUAACACUCUGCCCAGCAGCAAGACCAAUGGAUUUGCCACUGCUGCUGCCACGAUAGAGAGCUCCGCGGGGCAACCAGUGCCCGCUCCCCGUCGCACCAACUCCGUUCCACUGGGAGAUGGAGACAUGGGGGCGGGAUCCACCACCAGUGGUGAUUCUGGCGAGGCUCAGCCCUCCUCGUUGCGACCGCUGACCAGCGAUGAUUUUCAGGCGAUGAUCCCGGCACACUUCCUCAGCGGCGGCAGUCAGCAUCAGGUGCAUGUGGCCCGGCCCAACGAGGUGGGCGUGAGUGCCGUCACGGUGAAUGUGAAUAAGCCACAGCCGGAUCUGCCCAUGUUCCCGGCGGCACCCACCGAACUUGGCCGCGUCACCGAGACGAUCACCAAGUCAACGUUCACGGAGACGGUGAUGACGCGCAUCACCGACAAUCAGUUGGCGGAGCCGCUUAUCAGUGAGGAGGUUGUGCUGCCCAAGAACCAGGGCUCCCUGGGAUUCAGCAUCAUCGGCGGCACGGAUCAUUCCUGUGUGCCCUUCGGCACUCGAGAGCCCGGCAUUUUCAUAUCGCACAUUGUGCCCGGCGGGAUUGCCUCCAAGUGCGGCAAGCUGCGCAUGGGCGAUCGCAUAUUGAAGGUCAACGAGGCGGAUGUUUCCAAGGCCACACAUCAGGAUGCUGUUCUGGAGCUGCUGAAGCCAGGUGAUGAAAUCAAGCUGACCAUUCAACACGACCCACUGCCGCCAGGAUUCCAGGAAGUGCUACUCAGCAAGGCGGAGGGCGAACGUUUGGGCAUGCACAUCAAGGGCGGCUUGAAUGGCCAGCGCGGUAAUCCGGCCGAUCCCUCCGACGAAGGCGUCUUCGUGUCCAAAAUUAACUCGGUCGGUGCGGCCAGACGGGACGGAAGGCUUAAGGUGGGCAUGCGUCUGCUGGAGGUUAAUGGACACUCGCUGCUGGGUGCCUCGCACCAGGAUGCGGUCAAUGUGCUGCGCAACGCCGGCAACGAGAUUCAAUUGGUUGUCUGCAAAGGCUACGACAAGUCCAAUUUAAUUCAUUCCAUUGGCCAGGCCGGCGGCAUGAGCACUGGCUUCAACUCGUCUGCAUCCUGUAGCGGUGGCAGUCGCCAAGGCUCGCGUGCAUCGGAAACGGGCUCGGAACUGAGCCAGAGUCAGAGUGUAUCCAGCUUGGACCACGAGGAGGAUGAGCGUCUGCGACAGGACUUCGACGUCUUCGCCUCGCAGAAGCCAGACACACAGCAGCCAACUGGCCAAUCGGUUCUGGCAGCCGCUGCUGCCAUGGUGCACGGCGCUGCGUCGCCCACACCUCCUGCUGCCACCUCCAAUACAACUCCAUUACCCACAGCCGCGCCAGUGGCAUCUGCUGAUUUAACAGCACCGGACACGCCAGCCACGCAGACUGUGGCGCUCAUUCACGCAGAACAGCAGGCCCAUCAACAACAGCAACAGCAGCAGCAGACGCAGCUGGCGCCUUUGGGUCAGGAGAAGAGCACCCAGGAGAAGGUGCUGGAAAUUGUACGCGCGGCUGACGCCUUCACCACCGUGCCACCAAAGUCGCCAUCGGAGCACCACGAGCAGGAUAAGAUACAGAAGACGACGACGGUUGUCAUAUCGAAGCACACGCUCGAUACGAACCCAACCACCCCCACAACGCCGGCGGCACCUCUUCCCAUCGCCGGUGCAGAGUCAGCGAACUCGACCAGUGCUCCUUCUCCAGCUGUUCCAGCAUCCACGCCCGGCUCAGCGCCAGUUCUUCCUGCCGUGGCCGUGCAGACACAGACGCAAACGACCUCCGCGGAGCAGGAUGAAGAGGAGCAGUCGCAACUACAGCAACGAGGCACCCAGACUCCAGAUCGCCUGGCCCCCGGAGCACGUUACUCUUAUCAGCAGAUGCUGGAGUCGCAGGAGGAGAACCGAGCUUCUGGCAAAGCCACCCAAGCGAAGCCCAAGAAGGCGGAGCCCGUGUACAUUAUCGAUGACGAGGACGAUGAUGAAGACGAUGACGAUGACGCAGAUUCCCAGCGGCUGGACGACAUCGACGCUAUCCCAGAGGAGGAAGAGGAGGACACGGAGAGCUCUCCGCCUUUGGAGGUGCAGUCGCCACCUUCCUAUGCAGACACGGAUUCCGAUACCUUCGAUCGUCGGCGUGGGCGGUAUACCAGUGACUCGGAAAGCGACUGCCGGCCGUACAAACAAUCGAGAUCGGGUCGCAGUACGCCGGAGUACGGUGGUCAUCGCAAGUCUGUAAGCUUCGAUCUCAGUGGAGACGAGCGCUCCAAGUCAGACUACGAGCGAUCCCGCUCCCGCACUCCAGAUUGUUAUACUAGGGCCUACGAUUCUGAGCAGGAUACUCGCGGAUCAGGACGUAAUCGCUUGCCGCGCAAAGGCAUCUUGAGGGCAACUAGUCCGUGCCCCACGCUAGAAAAAUCGGAACCCAUUGUGCCAGCAGUGGCACGCAUCCGUGAUGUGGAAUCGCCGCAACUUCAGCGCGUCUCACGGGCCACUUCCCCUGAUCGACCUGGCGAACUGGACCGGGAAAAUCCAUUCCGUCACCCCACUUCCGAGGAUGAUGAGUACACGCGGAUAGCGAAGGAGGUCAGCAAAUCGCCACGAUCGCCGCGCUCCACCCGCGAGCAAUUCUUCUUUGGCUCUUCGAGAUCCAGUGAGGAUCUGCUGGAACAAUACCAGUCGCAAUCCAGCGGUCGCAGCACCCCCAACACAGUGAUCUCCAAGUCCACGGAGAAUCUCACCGGCACGCGGCCAAAGGUACCUCCACCCACAGCUCCAAAACCGCAAUUGAAGAAGGCGAACCUGGUGCGAAAUGUAGCACUGGAGACAUUCCAGGCCAGCGAUGUGGGACAAGGUGAUUUUACGGUGUUCGAGCACGAUGCCAGCACGAACACGAUCCAUCCCGUGGAGGCCAAAGUUCCCGUUAGGGUCUCAACAAAGACGAAACCGAAUCGGCCGAGGGAAUCACCACCGCCGCCGCCAGUGAAUUUCGCCACUCUUCCGAAGUUGCCAAGCACGCCAACCUUGCGAGAGGGAGAGGAGUCCAUCUACAUGGAGGCCCUGCCACCGACGCCCUCGCAGCUUCGUCCCCACGAGUUCUUGCACGAAAACUCACCGGACAAUAUUCUGGUGUCGCCGCAGGAGCACCGCGAGUACUUGCUGCGUGAGAACGAGCUGAGGAAUCAGUUGAGGGCACCCUAUGAACCCGCUCCACCUGUACCCAUUGUCGGCGGCGGAUAUUCGCUGCUGGUCGCCGGGUCGCCCACCCAGAUCUUUCCCACGGCCCAGAUACUGCCCGUGCAGUAUGCCAGUUUGCCGCAACCGCAGCAGCCCAACACGCUCACCCUUAAGACCGUUUCCCCCUCUUCGUCCCACGACCCCAAUCAGACCCUCUUCAACCUGGUACUCCUGCCCGGCGACCAGGUGGCCAACAAAUCCUCGCCAGCAAUGCUCUACCUGCAAUCGUCAACACCUGCCGACAGGGAUGGAGAUGGAGCAGAGGAGCAGCAGGACGAGGCUAGAGCCAAACCCACACCGACUAAAGUGCCUAAAUCGGUUUCCGAUAAAAAACGCUUCUUUGAGUCAGCCAUGGAGGAUCAACACAAGCCCACACAAAAGACAGACAAAGUUUUCUCAUUCCUGUCAAAGGAUGAAGUGGAAAAGCUGCGACAGGAGGAGGAGAGGAAAAUUGCAACAUUGCGCCGUGAUAAGAAUUCCAGAUUACUGGAUGCCGCCAACGACAACAUUGACAAGAAUGCCGCACACCACAAGAACAAGACCAAGAGCAACAGCAACAGCAAGAGCAGCAGCGGCGAGGAUAAUGACGACAGCGACCAAGAGGAGGCCAUCGCUCGCGAGGAUUCCGUUGACAACGCCGCUCUGGGGCACUUCGAUGAUGCGGAGGACAUGAGAACCGCACAAAGUCUGGCGCCGACAAUGCCACAUGCCCCCAGCAAAAUACCCAAGCAGAAGUUGAAAGCGAAACAGAUUGAGGCGACUCCUCCUACACCCACGGCACUUGAUCCGCCCAAGCCCUCGCUGCUGCCCAAGCCAAAGGUCAAGGUUGUCAUUCCACCAGCACUGCAGCAACGUCUUAAGCAGCAGCAGGUGCAGCAGCAGCAGCAACAGUCCCAGCCCGAAGAGCCCUCGAUUCCGGAGGAGGAACCUCAGCAGCAGCAGCAGCAGCAUGAGCCGGAGCCGGAUUCGCCCACCGCCGCAGGGGGCAGUCGCAUACCCGUAAGAACCCUAAAGGCCGAACGCCGCGCCCUGGCCUUGGCAGCCCGCCAAUCCGGACUGAGUGUGGAGGAGUAUCUGAAGCGACUGGAGACGCAGGAUGAUAAAGAGUCCCCGGUUUCGCCCACAACGCCCACUGGCAAAAGCCGUUCCAUGAUUAAUGCUGAGAAGCGCGCCUCCUGGCGGGCAGCUCGUCUUCGAUCCCUGGAACAGGGAGCCGUCGAGGCACAAGAUGUGAUCAAGAAUAUGCGCAAGAUGACCGACGAUCUGAUCACCCACGAGUCCAGGGCCAGCGAGGCUCAGCCGAAAAUAGUCUUUCCAAAAAUUGCCAUAAAAUCGAGCGACGGUCCAGUCAUUGUGCGCGAACGCGAGAAAAUCCUCGAUGAGAAGAUUGUGCGCCGCACUGAGGAGGUGGCAUGCCCCAUUACGGGGCGCCCUCAACUGCGCACCGUCGAGUACAUUGAGAAAAUCAUCGAGACGGAGGUGGAGACCUGCAAGGAGCGCAUCAUAUCCUUGGAGCUGCAGGUGCCCGAAACGGAGGACGGGGGCAGGCUAGAUGACACGCAACCGCCACUGGAACUCGAGGCGGAUGACUUCCAGGACGACGAAGAUGACGACGACGACGACGAUGAGGAAGAGGAAGAAGAAGACUACGAGGAUGAAGAUGAAGAGGAGGACACCGCCUCCAUUGUGACCGUGCAGGCGAACAAUGAGAAGCUGUUCCUGCGCCACGAUUCCGAUACCUAUGGUCCUUCGUCCAUUGAAAGUGUCGCAUCCGGCAAGGUGCGCAUCAAGCCCACGCCGCUGUCCCUUCACCAAACGCUGGCCAAGGAGACCACAAUUGUGGAGGUACUGAAUCCCGUCAUCGGAGGCGACGGCAGUGCCCGCACCAUCCACGUGAGCGGUGGCAUGCCCUUCGAGGAGGACGCUUUUGAGCAGGGCGCCGUGGCCGUGCUGCGCAGCGAAACUUUCGUGCUGCCAGGAGCCGCCGGCGGUGGCAGGUCUGAGUUGUCAUUAAACGCUAAAAUGAAAACCGUGCUCGAGGAGCUGCUGGAGAACGAGCGCGUCAAAUUGAAUUUGCAAAAGAGUCUCGAGGGCGAGGAAGCGGAGGACGAUGACGAGGACGAGAGUGGCAGUGCCUAUGGCGACGCGCGGGACGAUGUGGGUAGCGCCUAUGGCGAUGCCAUUGACGAUGUAGUUGACUUUGGCAGCGCCACGGUCACGAGCCGCUCAGCUAAUGAUAAGGAGGAUGUCAAGAAUGGGAAUGAGCAGCUCCUCGAGGAGCUGAUUAAGGACAGCAACCGCAACACAAUCAUUGCUAAAUUGGCGGGCCAAUUGUCAGACGAUGAUGAAGAGGAUGACGACGAGGAGGAGAGCAGUGACUCCUCGGACGAGGAUAGCGAUGACUCCGACGAGGAGGACAACGCUCAGGAGCAGCUGAAUGUCACCUAUGUGCAGGGCGCCCAGGUGAUCGAGAAUCUCAAUACACUGGCCACGGGCGGAAAGCUGCAAAAGUCGCAGACCUACACCACCAUCAAGCAGGCGGAGGAGCCAAAGGAAGAGGACACAAAACUGGAGGAGGAACCAACCUCGGAGACGCCCUGCGGAGCUGAUACCCUGGCCCAACUGCAGGCCGAGCAACGCGCCCUGGCCGAGAUCUCAAAGCAGUUGCGCAAGUCGGUGGAGGAUUUGCUCAGCGCCGAUGGCGAGACGGUGGUGGAAACUCAAAGGACAUACACUUUGCCCGCUCCCAGCGACAGUUCAGCCGUGGUCACCGUCACCGAGGUGGUCAAGAAGCAGAAGAAAAGGAAAAGCGAAACCGGGGAGGAGAUUUUCAAUCGCCUCCUAAACGCCGGAGAGUCGGAACGUCAGGUUUUCGACCGACAGCAGGGUGAGACCAUCACAACCACCACCACGACCACAGAGGCUGUGAGCUCGGAGGACAACGAGCCGAGCACCAGUGUGGUGACCACCACGCGGACUGUGUCCAAUAUCGUGACCAGCGGCAUUCCCAGGCCAGAAACCAGCAAGCAGAACAACCGCAGCAGCAGCAGCAACAGCAACAGCAACAGCAGCAAUAAUAACCGCAACAAGAACAAGCGAAAGGGCAAAAAGAAGUAGGGGAUAUCCGGCAGCAGCUGGAAGGAAAUGGGCUGAAGUGUUCAAGUUGCGUAUACGCCGUGUGGUGGGUAUGGGUAUGAGUAUGUGAUCCGAGUGAAACCCUACGCGCACAACCUUCCGCACAAACACACUCACUGCCCACACACACACACACACAUACAAACACACAUAUCAGCGUGUUAGAGGGCUCGUUGUCAUCUCUCUAUAUUAGAACCACUAAUUGUAUACAUAUGUAUAUUAUGUAUGUACGAUAUUCGCAUAUGUAUUGAUAAUUUUAAUUAAUUGUGCAAAUAAUGUGUCCCCUGCAUUUACAAUAUCCCAUUUGUUACUAAUCAUCAAAGUGUACGCAUUAAAACAAAAUAUUUUCAUUGCAAAUUAAAAACAAAUCGAAUUGCCGAAUGAUAUAUUGCAAGAAUUUAACUGCAAAUUUAAUGUUGUGCAGCAACCGCAAAGAAACGACAACAACACAAAUCGCCACACUGAGCCCAUCAGAAUUGAAUUAAUACGACAACAGCAUUGGAAGUAAAAAAAAGGAAACAAAAAUCUUAUUUAAUUGAUUUAAAUAAUUUCACUUUGUUUGCAUUUAACUAUCAUUUGCAUACUGCAUCUGGUUUUUCUCCCUCAUUGCGUUUUUUUCCAAAUGGGCUUUGCUUAUUUUCCACAAAUUAAAUUUACGUUUUAUGUUCUAGCACAAAAAGUAGGAGCAAUCCCAAAUCCGUGCCCAGCAGCCGGCCGAAGUAUCCACGAUGAUCCUUCACGAGAACCAUUUUUAAACUUUAAGCAUUCCGAGUGUCCGAGUUUUUCGGGCAUACUCUUAUUAGUUUUAGCCAUAAGCAAACUAAACGCAAAC
Messenger RNA from Drosophila erecta, 11048 nucleotides. It is a transcript of the gene scrib, whose product is annotated as protein lap4. The transcript is spliced from 29 exons. NCBI's taxonomy places the organism in Eukaryota, Metazoa, Arthropoda, Insecta, Diptera, Drosophilidae. The record is from RefSeq and is a predicted model, not a curated record. Bases 584 to 10198 code for a protein of 3204 amino acids. Gene Ontology annotation, molecular function: protein binding. Gene Ontology annotation, biological process: neurotransmitter receptor transport, endosome to postsynaptic membrane; neurotransmitter receptor transport postsynaptic membrane to endosome. Gene Ontology annotation, cellular component: postsynaptic membrane; adherens junction; postsynaptic density.